UUACAAUUUUUUUAGGAAAAUACUUCAGAGGUUGAGAUAUGUUUAGAUUAAGAAUGAAAUUAUCUUAAUUCAUACAUUUGCUUAAAUUUAUAUGGGUAGAAUGUGAUAAAACUCUGAGCUACAGCCCACAGGCCAGAGGUCCUCCUAGCCUGGCCGAGACUGCUUCCCCAUCCUCAAUUCGACGGUUAAUACCAUGUGAAUUGCAGUAUCGACACGCAUCCAGUUGCAGUAACUCGUAUUCUUACCGACCUCAUGCAAUUUAUUCUAUCAUCUCCUUCACUUCUCAACUUGAACUGGCUUUUCACACUGCAAUACAACAAAACCCACAGUUCCCGAUCGACUCUUUUGAACUAAACGGACCCAACGCUGUGACUGAAUGUAUACUUCUCAAAAAUGAAGCGUAUCAAGAAAAACCCGGAUAGUGAUUCGGGAAACCGCUCGGAUCCUGAUGGGCAAAAUGCCAUAAUGAGAGAAACAGAAAGGAAAUGUGGCGGGUUUAACUUGAACCUGAUGAGAGUAAUGGGUAUACUGGUGGCUAUAUUGAUGGUUAUUUCAGUUGUGUUUUCAGUAUCUGUUGUUCUUAAAGACCCACCAUCUGAUACUGCUUUGGAAUCUUCACAAGCAGCAAAUGUCUUUCAAGUUAAACAAGAAAAAGUCCUAGGUUCAGAAGGUUUCUCAAGGCCUGCUGGGGACCCUUAUGACAAGCUGCUCGGUGGUCUUCUUGCUGCUGGAUUCAGUGAAAGAACCUGUCUCAGCAGGUAUCAAUCAGCCUUUUAUCGCAAAGAACUACCCCAUAAACCUUCUUCUUACCUCAUUUCUAAGUUAAGAAGUUAUGAAAUUCUCCACAAAAGAUGUGGACCACAUACUGAAUUCUAUAAAAAAGCUCUUGAACAACUGAAGUUCGGUAAUCAGCAGGCAUCCUCUGAUUGUAGUUAUGUAGUAUGGAUCUCUUAUAGUGGGUUAGGGAAUAGGAUACUAACAUUAGCUUCUGCAUUUCUUUAUGCUCUUCUAACAAACCGAGUCCUACUUGUGGACCCUGGAAUUGACAUAAUUGAUCUCUUCUGCAAACCAUUUCCAGAGGUCUCCUGGUUUCUUCCAACAGAUUUCCCCCUUAGAGAUCAAUUCAAUAGCUAUAAUCAAAUGUCUCCUAGCUGUUAUGGAAGAAUGCUGAAGGAUAGCAGUUCUACAAAUUUACAUGCACUAAAGCCUCCAAGUCAUGUGUAUCUCCAUCUAAUUCAUGAUUAUAAUGACCAAGAUAAACUUUUCUUCUGUGAUGAAAAUCAGGCAUUUCUUCAGAAAAUACCCUGGUUGAUAAUGAAAACAGAUAACUACUUCAUCCCAUCCCUCUUCUUGAUCCCAUCUUUUGAGCAAGAACUGAAUAGCCUAUUCACAAACAAGGAAACAGUUUUCCACUUCUUGGGUCGAUAUCUUUUCCACCCCACAAAUUCAGUAUGGGGACUUAUUACUAGAUACUAUCAUGCUUAUUUGGCUAAAGCAGAUGAAAAAAUAGGCAUCCAGAUCAGAAUAUUUGAUUCUGGGACUGGUCCUUUCCAAUAUGUGUUGGAUCAGAUACUAUCUUGUACUACAAAGGAGAAAAUACUGCCUGAAAUUAACAGGCAGGAUCCCAGCACCAGUCAAUCUGGAGACUGCAAGUCUAAAGCUGUGGUGGUGACAUCUUUAAGCCCCUGGUACUCUGAGAAGAUGAGAAACAUGUAUUGGGAACAUCCAUCCAUGACAUCUGAAUCAGUUGGUAUUUACCAGCCAAGUUAUGAAGAGUAUCAGCAAACAGAAAAGCAGAUACACAACAGAAAGGCAUGGGCAGAAAUGUAUUUACUGAGCUUAACUGAUGUGCUAGUCACAAGCUCAUGGUCUACGUUCGGGUAUGUGGCUCAAGGUCUCGGAGGGUUGAAGUCUUGGAUACUCUACAAACCUGAGAAUCAGUCUGCUCCUGAUCCACCGUGUGUUGGAGCCAUGUCGAUGGAGCCUUGUUUCCAUGCACCUCCUUUUUAUGACUGCAAGGCUUGGAGAGGGAUUGACACCGGUGCACUAGUGCCUCAUGUGACGCACUGUGAGGACAUGAGCUGGGGUCUCAAGCUCGUCGAUGUUAAGAAUUGGGUGUAACGGAUUUUUUCUGCUGUAAUUGUUGGUGAUGAUAGUUAUCCGUGUAUGUUGUACAUUAGAAUCACUAGUAUUUCUGUACAUUGUAGUGUUUUAUAAAGACUCUUGAUUCUCGGUGAAUAUUCACAUGCAAUGAUCGCCGUGAAAAGUCGUAUCACUUGGUUGUGUACUAGAAUGUUUAACAUCUUGUGCAUAUCAUUAUUAGCUGUUUCCCUUCCAGAUCUUGAACUUCACUUAAUAGAAGAAAAUUACAUGAUGUUAUUGAA
Molecule: messenger RNA, 2384 nt
Organism: Ricinus communis (castor bean)
Lineage: Eukaryota; Viridiplantae; Streptophyta; Magnoliopsida; Malpighiales; Euphorbiaceae
Product: galactoside 2-alpha-L-fucosyltransferase-like
Biological process (GO): cell wall biogenesis; xyloglucan biosynthetic process
Cellular component (GO): membrane; Golgi apparatus
Molecular function (GO): galactoside 2-alpha-L-fucosyltransferase activity
Source: RefSeq, a predicted model, not a curated record